Molecule: messenger RNA, 2708 nt
Organism: Pezoporus flaviventris
Lineage: Eukaryota; Metazoa; Chordata; Aves; Psittaciformes; Psittacidae
Gene: STX17
Product: syntaxin 17
Exons: 9
Coding region: 349-1254 (301 amino acids)
Biological process (GO): intracellular protein transport; vesicle fusion; exocytosis
Cellular component (GO): plasma membrane; endomembrane system; autophagosome membrane
Molecular function (GO): SNAP receptor activity; SNARE binding
Source: RefSeq, a predicted model, not a curated record
AGCCUCUUCUUCUCUUCCUCUCCCUCCUCCCCUUCCCGCCCCUCACCGAGAGUCACGGAGGGAAAUAAACAUGAGGCAAACCGCCCCGAGCGCGGCGGCUGUGUGCGGCGGGCGGGGGUUGGGCCGCUUCCCGCUGAGGGGAAGCCCUGCUCGCCGGCUACCGCACAGCGUCCCGCGGUCGUCAUCUCGGCCGCUGCCGCCACACGAAACAGAUCUUCCCUUUGCCAGAAGUGCUUUCAGCAUUCUCACUGGCCUGAUGGAACAUGCUUACCCCUUGGAUCCUUUGAAGGGCUUUCUACCCUGGUGAAAGUACACUGAGCAAGUGUUGACUUGAGAGCUGCUUUUAGGAUGUCUGAAGAUGACGAAAAAGUUAAACUCCGUCGAAUUGAACCUGCCAUUCAGAAAUUCAUUAAAGUGGCAAUUCCAACAGAUUUGGAAAGGUUAAGAAAACACCAAAUAAAUAUUGAGAAGUAUCAGAGAUGCAGGCUCUGGGACAGAUUGCACGAAGAACACAUUAACGCAGGACGAACAGUUCAGCAACUCCGCUCCAAUAUGAGAGAAAUGGAGAAACUCUGCUUGCGAGUCCGGAAGGAAGACAUCCUGGUGUUGCAGAGAAUGAUAAAUCCCGUUAAAGAGGAAGCUUCACUUGCCAUAAAAGACUUCCUGCAGCUCCAUUCUCAAUCUGCAGAAGAACUUAAAAGGCAACUCGAAGGACAGGAGGAUGCUUCUUUAACCAGAUCUGCAACUGUAGGAGGAGAAACUUUACAUAGCACAGACGUGAAGGACGGCUCCCAGAGUUUAAUCCAGAUCUACUCCCCCCUUCCUGAAAUACCUCAGCGAGAAAAUGCAGCUGAGUCCUGGGAAACUUUAGAAGAGGGCUUGAUUGAGCUUAGCCAGUUGGUGACUGACUUCUCUCUCUUAGUCAACGCUCAGCAGGAGAAGAUUGACAGGAUUGAAGACCAUGUCAACAGUGCUGCUGUGAAUGUUGAAGAGGGAACCAAAAACUUGAGGAAGGCUGCAAAAUACAAGCUGGCAGCUCUGCCCGUGGCAGGUGCAGUCAUUGGUGGAGUGGUGGGGGGUCCGAUUGGUCUCCUUGCAGGGUUCAAAGUGGCAGGAAUUGCAGCUGCAGUUGGUGGUGGGAUUUUGGGUUUCACAGGUGGAAAAUUGAUACAGAGAAGAAAACAAAAAAUGCUGGAGCAGGUCUCUUCCAGCUGUCCAGAGCUUUCUCACCAAAGUGCCAAAAAAUCCAGCUGAAAUCCAGAUUCAUUGCUAGGAACGGAAGUGUGGUAGCCAUGCUAAUGACAGACUCGCAGCCUUACGCUUUAAAUACAAGGCUGAGCAGCGUGAGUUUUGACAACAGUACUGUUACUUUGGGGGAGUGUGUGAAACAGUAACACCAGAAUUUCUUUUCAGAUGUGGCAACAUCAGUCCUUUGAAAAGUACAUUGCUAACUCUUCAUUAUGAAAUCCUUAGGUGAGCUCUAUGCACAGCUGUAGUGAUAGGCAACGGGUGCUUCAUGCCAAAUUUGCACAGUGUCUUGCAGACAACAAGAGAUAUCUGGAAAAAACUAAUGCUCUCCUGUGAAAGCCACCCAAAAGCUGGAACUUUUACUGCAGUGCUCCAAAGAAAAGGAAAUAAGCUCCAUCUAUCCUUCAUGGUCAGAGUACUUUAAAUUUACUUUCAUGUAUCUGGAUUCCCAAACUCCUCCUGUGUAUACCCACAGGAUAUGACUGCCUAUGCCUUCCAGUAACGCACAGGGAUGCGGUAGCUGCCGUAAGAGGGGAAAAUGGUGGGUGAGCAAUGUGGAAAAAACCUUAUGUAUAUCCCACAUCUGCCUCCAUCAGCCAAAUCGCAUCAACAUUACAAGCAGCUUUUCUCCUUUUUCAGGUAACUUUUAAUUUAUAAACUCAUCUUGUUUAAAGUGUAGUUAAGAAUUAAUCAGUCCAAGGAGCAACUGUGCUGGGGAAUAAUAAUUUUCCAUGGCUGUUCAACUCCUUGGCUUGUCCUGAGAAUACCAGACAGGAUGAAGGGCUGAGCUCUGGCAUUCUGAGCCUGAAGCUGCACCUUACACAGCACUUACUGCUAGAUGUUGCCCUUGCUUCUCAUCUCCCAUCAGCGACAGUGCUGUGGUGAGAGAACUAAAUAGCUUUCCUGCCUGCUGGAGCCAGGCCUGCUCCCUUAGUAGUUUUCAUUAUCCCUCAAGGGCAGCAUUAGCCACCAGGUCACAGCCUGGUGCUGCAGCAUCGAGGCCUUUUAAGUGGUGCCAGUGUCAGCUGCCAGCCCCAGGGGAUGGCUGUGUAAACCAGAGUAAGUAAACCAUCCUUGUGUGGGUCUGAAUCACGCCUCUUGUAUCCCCUUCAGUUCCAAAACUUGUGCUUCUACCCGCACUGCAGAGUAGCUUCUUGUCCUUUAGGAACAUGCUGUGGAGCCUGUGUGGGGUGAGAUGGUGAUAGCGCUUUUGCUAGGUUUUUAUGGCGGGUGCCUGUUGUGCUUACCCUCCUUUUACUGCUUAAGAAGCCUUUUGCUUCCGAACCUUACAAUGUUAAAUACGGAAGUGUUAACAUGGUUUUAUUGACACAUAAUCUACUGUUCAGCACAUGGUCCUACCUCUGUCCUUCAGCACAGUUCCCACACUACUGCUGCUACUGUUUGGGGAACAGAAACUGAGGUUGGGAAGCUGCUUUUUAACGAUUUUAGUUUGUUCAGGU